CACCGAGUGUGACUGUCCAAAAUUUGCCAGUCAGCUGUACGCGUUCCCCGUGACUGUCAGCAAUGCUGCUUGUUUUUAAUUUUGAAAUUAACGCGCUAAUUUAGUGUUUAAUAAUUAAAUGGGCGUUAAGGAACUGUGGAGCAUCUUAACGCCACAUGCUGAGCGAAAGCCAAUAUGUGAACUCCGCGGCAAGAAGGUCGCCAUAGAUCUGGCCGGAUGGGUGUGCGAAAGUCUCAACGUAGUCGAUUAUUUUGUGCAUCCACGGCAUCACUUGAAAAAUCUUUUCUUUCGUACCUGUUAUCUCAUCUGGGAGCAGGUGACGCCAGUGUUUGUGUUGGAAGGAGUUGCGCCCAAGCUGAAAAGUGAAGUAAUAGCCAAACGUAACGAGCUGCAAUUUCGUGGCGUCCGGCCCAAGGAUAAAGAUGCACCGGCGCCAACUCAAGCGGCAGCCAAAAAGGAUAAGGGCCGCACCCGCUUUAAUCACGUUCUCAAACAGUGCGAGAAUCUAUUGUUGUCCAUGGGCAUUCAAUGCGUUCAGGGACCAGGCGAAGCUGAAGCCUAUUGUGCCUAUCUCAACAAGCAUGGCCUAGUGGAUGGUGUCAUAAGCCAGGAUUCGGACUGCUUUGCGUACGGCGCGGUGCGCGUGUAUCGCAACUUUUCUGUGUCCACGCAGGGCGCUCAGGCUGCAGCUGGCGGUGCAGUGGAUAUUUAUGACAUGCAAACGAUUUGCGCCCACAUGGAUUUUGGCCAGAACAAAGUCAUUGUCAUGGCGCUGCUCUGUGGAUGCGACUAUUGUCCCGAUGGCAUCGGCGGCAUUGGCAAGGACGGCGUACUGAAGUUGUUUAACAAAUACAAGGAAUCGGAAAUAUUGGACAGAUUGCGUAAUUGGCGCUCUGAAACGGAUAAAUACAGCGCAUUGGAGCUGCGUGUCGACGACAAAUCCAUUUGCAGCAACUGCGGGCACAUUGGACGCACGCAAAGCCACACCAAAAGCGGCUGUGGCGUCUGUCGGACGCAUCGUGGCUGCGAUGAAAGCCUGUGGAAGGAACAACGGCUGUCCAUCAAGGCGGAGCUGACGUUGCGCAAGAAGGCGCUUGUAGAUGUAGACUUUCCCAAUGAAGAGAUUAUAUCCGAGUUCCUUUCUGAACCGCCGACACUGCCCAAAUUGAAGCUCGACUGGCGACAGCCCAACAUCGUUAAAUUUAUCAAGCAAAUUGGCCACCUUUUGCAAUGGCCAGAAAUCUAUUGCUUUCAGAAAUUUUUCCCCAUUCUUACACGCUGGCAGGUACAGCAGCCAAACCAAGAUAAGUGCCUUGUCCAGCCCCAAGAGAUCAUCAAGAAGCGUACAGUGAAAGGUGUCGCCAGUUUAGAGCUGCGUUGGGCAGACAGUCACGGCUGCUUCAAGGGACUUAUACCGCACGAUCAAAUUGCCGAAUUCGAGCUGGAGCAUCCAAAGGGUGUGGAGGAACUAUACUAUACUAUUGAGCCAUUGGACAUGUUGCAGGCUGCAUAUCCAGAUUUGGUGGCUGCUUUUAUGAAAUCAAAGGAGAAACCGCCCAAAAAGGCAGCGACGCGCAAAAAGAAGACACCGCUUAGUGCUCUUGAGAAUCUUUCAGCCUUGGCUGCAGCAACAGAAGAGAUUAUCUCCAAACCCAAACGAGGAAAAAAGAAGAUGCCAAUUGAGCCAGCAAAGCAAGGACAAAAAACUAUGAAGCAAUUUCUUAAACAAAAUAAGGACACACCAGUCAAACCCGUUCGUCAGCUCGUUACCCAAUGCUCCACGCCUCUCAACAAAAAUUUGCCCUCCGAUUUGGACAGCGAUGGUGAGUUUGAUAUGUCCGAUAUUAUCAAUGGCAUCGUCUCCAAUCCUCAAGCACUACCUGCUGUUACUAAGCACGCAGGUCAUAUGCUGCACUAUGAGGCGCUGGCAGAGGAUUUGAGCCUUCGCUUGGCGCAGCUGAGUUUGCACAAGGAUGACGCACAAACCCAACAAAGUCAACUGUUAGAUGAUGCAGAUUUGCUAUUGCAAAAGCGUCGAGAUUACUCAAUGAGGGAAGAGUGCGUGCCGUUGAGCAAACGCUACUCGCUGGAUGACAGCUUUGAUCUGUUGGUCAAGGGCGAGCUGAAAAAGGUGCCACAUUUGGUCAGGACGCCUAUAGAGCGCUUUAAACAGCAGCAUGGCCUAUCCAUUGCGAAAGAGGCUACUAGGACACUACCGUCGCCUCCACCGCCCAAGUCAACAGCUAACGUUAGCUACUUUUUCAAUCAAAGCGUCGACGGUGCCGAUGCUUUUGAGCAACUAAUGGAGACAAGUUUGGCGCACUCGCAACAGGAUUUGGUGAUAAUCAGCGACAGCGAUUAAGGUUUUUA
Molecule: messenger RNA, 2370 nt
Organism: Drosophila novamexicana
Lineage: Eukaryota; Metazoa; Arthropoda; Insecta; Diptera; Drosophilidae
Gene: Gen
Product: flap endonuclease GEN
Exons: 5
Coding region: 119-2362 (747 amino acids)
Molecular function (GO): four-way junction DNA binding; 5'-flap endonuclease activity
Source: RefSeq, a predicted model, not a curated record